CGCUAGGAUUCAUUCCAUAUUUCAUAAUGUUUGACCGGUGAAAUACACAAUCAUGUAACCGUUUCCGGCGUGACUCACUGACAAGCCCUCUCCAGUCCGCCAAGUGCAUUAUUCCCCUUGCCGACUUUAGCCUCCCCUUGAGCCAGUGUCGGUCUGGUGGGGCCCGUUAUCGGCUGGAGCUAUCCUCGACAACCCUCAAGAGAUUGGCGGCGAAAGUGUCGAAACCGAGGAAUAACCGCGCAGCUUGGACUUUACUAUAUCGUAUCUGCAUGGAAGCGAAUGGUUUCGUGUCCAGGCGGGUGGACACACCAAGCGUCGAUGCCGGGGUUGCUGCUGGAGCUGCAGGGGCAGACAUUCGAUGGCUCGGCGGGAGGAUUUUGGAUGCUACGGAGGGGUUCGUUGGUGGUCUGUCACCGCCUCGGAUAACAGCGGAACCGGACUUUACUGCGGUGUUGCAACUUCGAGCAGCCCCAGAGCCCACGGUGGCUGCUACGGAGACCGAAAUAGACUACGAGGGGCUCCCCCAGGGUGUAGCCACCAGUACACACAUGUUAGCCGGCGCCGUGGCUGGCAUCAUGGAACACUGCCUAAUGUAUCCCAUCGACUGUGUUAAGACGCGGAUGCAGAGCCUGCAGCCCGAGCCGGGGGCGCGUUACCGUAACGUGAUGGACGCCCUACGCCAGAUCGUGCGUACCGAGGGGGUGUGGCGACCUGUGAGGGGGCUGAACGUCAUGGCGAUAGGGGCGGGGCCAGCCCAUGCUCUGUACUUUGCCUGUUAUGAGAAACUCAAGUUCUCACUCAGCAACGUGGUCCACCCGGGAGCUAACAGCCACUUUGCUAAUGGAAUGGCAGGCUGCAUGGCCACUGUACUCCAUGAUGCAAUCAUGAACCCAGCAGAAGUGGUGAAGCAGCGUAUGCAGAUGUACAACUCCCCGUACCGAGGCGUGUCUGACUGCGUGGGCUCCAUCUGGAGGCGUGAGGGCCCCGGGGCCUUCUACCGCUCCUACACCACCCAGCUGACCAUGAACGUCCCCUUCCAGGCUCUCCACUUCAUGACCUACGAGUACCUCCAGGAGCUGCUCAACCCCCACAGACAGUACAACCCCUCCUCUCACGUCAUCUCCGGGGCGCUUGCCGGGGCCAUUGCUGCCGCCGCCACCACCCCGCUUGAUGUCUGUAAGACCCUCCUCAACACCCAGGAGGCCCUAGCGGUCCAUGCUGAGGUCCCUGGAGCGCUGGGGGUUGGAGCAAGUGUAGGGACGGCGUCUGCCACUGGGGGGCGCCACAUCUCGGGGUUAGGGGAGGCGUUCCGGACUGUGUACAGGAUGGGGGGUGGGUCGGCGUUCUUUAAGGGCGUCCAGGCCAGGAUCAUCUAUCAGAUGCCCUCCACCGCCAUCAGCUGGUCCGUCUACGAGUUCUUCAAAUACGUCAUCACCAAGCGCCAGUACGAGAGAAGGCUGCACCACCGAGACGGAGAGAAGUAGAGAGGGAGGGAAGACCUUCAUUCAAAAUGUCCCCAAGGAACCCACCCCAUAGAUAUGUACUAGAGGGCUCAGCUCCUAUCUUUGGGCCAAGUUCCCCCUCUAUCUAACUCUAUAACCACCCCACAGUAACCCCACCUCUAACCAUUUGACCUCUGACCUUCUAAACUAACCAGGAAAUAAAAGCCCCCCCCCCUAGUAUUUUUGACUAGAAGAGAUACAGCUUUUGUCCACAUUCACCUUACACAGCAGGUUUAGAACUUACUCAGCAGGUUAGGAGAAUUAGGUUAAGGUUAGCAAAAGUGAAGUUUUUGUUUUUUGUUGCCAAAAGCUGUGUCCCAUCUACACCUGACCUCCUCUUAUCCUCUCACAUAAGAGAACAAGUCCCCAUCUUUCACAUAGUUUAUUAUAGACAUACUGUACAUGGCACUUUAAUUCAAAUAUACACUCACUGGCCAGUUUAUUUGGUACACCCAUCUAGUACCGGGUCGGACUCCCUUUGCCUCCAGAACAGACUGAAUUCUUUGGGGCAUGGAUUCUACAAGGUGUCGGAAAAGUUAUUUUCUCAAUUGGUAUCUAGGGACCUAAGGUGUGCCAGGAAACAUUCCCCACACCAGUACACCACCGCCACCAGCCUGUACCGGUGACACCAGGCAGGAUGAGUCCAUGGACUCAUGCUGCAUACGCCAAAUUCUGACUCUGCCAUCAGCUUGACGCAACAGGAACCGGGAUUUGUCAGACCAGGCGAUGUUGUUCCAUUCCUAAAUUGUCCAGUGUUGGUGAUCUUGUGCCCGCUGGAGCUGCUUCCUGUUGUUUUUAGCUAGGAGUGGAACCCGGUGUGGUCGUCUGCUGCAAUAGCCCAUCAGUGACAAGGACCGACAAGUUGUGUGUUCUGAGAUGAUGUUCUGCACACCACUGUUGUACUGCUCCGUUAUGUGUCUGUUUGAGGCUUGCCUGUUAUCUUGCACCAUUCUUGCCCCUCUCCUUUGACCUCUCUCAUCAACAAGCUGUUUUCGCCCACGGGACUGCCACUGACUGGACGUGUUUUGUUUGUCGCGCCAUUCUCAGUAAACCCUAGACUGUCUUGUGUGAAACGCCAGACGUUUCUGAGAUACUGGAUCUGGCCUACCUGGCACCAACAAUCAUACCACGCUCAACGUCGCUUAGGUCACUCGUUUUGCCCAUUCUAGCUUUCAAUGGAACAGUAACUGAAUGCCUGUCUGCCUGCUUUAAAUAGCAAGCCACAGCCACGCUACUCACUGUCUGUAGGAGCGAUCAAUUUUGGUGAAUGAGGUGAUGUACCUAAUAAACUGUCCAGUUACUGUAUAUAUUAGAAUUAUAUUUCUGCAUAACCACUAGGGGGCUAUAACCACUAGGGGGCUUUGAGUCUCGACCUCCCUCCUCCAUUGACUUUAUGGACAGAUCUAAAAGAGUCCCAAUAAUAUCUACUUUCUCCUGCAAAUGUGCACUCGUUCACUACUUCCCACUAAUCUAAUAGUAUUAGGUUGGUGGAGGAAUGGGCUAGUUUCCACCAUAUUUAUUAUACCAGUCAUUACCUUUCAAACCAGUGAAGGGAAGUGAACAAGGGCACACUUUGGGAGGAAGGUGAGGUCAUGGGGACUUGGACCAAGUGAAGACCUCUGUAUUGGAUGAUGACUGCAGUCAGUGGAUUUAGCAUUAAGGAUAUAUCUAUAGUCACGACUACCACUGGACUACCACUCGUCUAGCAUUCUGAAAUGGGAAUUAAAUUCACCAGAAAUUGUUUCAUGCAACGCUAUUUAAAACAAUAACUGCCUUUUCCAUCUUUGAGAUAGUGACUGGGCUUGUGUUAAUGUAUUUCUCCGCCUGUAUGUAGACAUUGAGGAAUAUGAGUAUUUUGACUUGAAAUGUUCAACUUAACCCAUUGGAGUUGAUCAAGACAGUGGUGUUGACUGUGUGUGGAUGUGACUGACUGAAUGAGGAAGAGAGAAAUAAAUCAAAUAGGAGUGCAAAGCGCUAGAUCACAGAGUGCAAAGCGCUAGAUCACAGAGUGCAAAGCGCUAGAUCACAGAGUGCAAAGCGCUAGAUCACAGAGUGCAAAGCGCUAGAUCACAGAGUGCAAAGCGCUAGAUCACAGAGUGCAAAGCGCUAGAUCACAGAGUGCAAAGCGCUAGAUCACAGAGUGCAAAGCGCUAGAUCACAGAGUGCAAAGCGCUAGAUCACUGAGUGCAAAGCGCUAGAUCACUGAGUGCAAAGCGCUAGAUCACUGAGUGCAAAGCGCUAGAUCACUGAGUGCAAAGCGCUAGAUCACUGAGUGCAAAGCGCUAGAUCACUGAGUGCAAAGCGCUAGAUCACUGAGUGCAAAGCGCUAGAUCACUGAGUGCAAAGCGCUAGAUCACUGAGUGCAAAGCGCUAGAUCACUGAGUGCAAAGCGCUAGAUCACUGAGUGCAAAGCGCUAGAUCACUGAGUGCAAAGCGCUAGAUCACUGAGUGCAAAGCGCUAGAUCACUGAGUGCAAAGCGCUAGAUCACAGAGUGCAAAGCGCUAGAUCACAGAGUGCAAAGCGCUAGAUCACUGAGUGCAAAGCGCUAGAUCACUGAGUGCAAAGCGCUAGAUCACUGAGUGCAAAGCGCUAGGACACCAUAUAGAGAAUAAUGUGCCAUUUGGGACAGCACCUCUGAGGAUGGUAGGAGGGUGUGCUACACCUCUAGUCUACCAGACUGUUGAUAUUUAUGGGCUUUGUUUCAGAUGGCACCCUAUUCCCCUUUUAUAGUGCACUACUUUUGGCCAGGACCCACAGGGAGCAGAAGGCCUUUCCCUUGAGAGUGCGUGUAGUGUCCCAAAUGGCAUCUUGGCCCCUAUAUAGUGUACUACUUUUGAUCACGGCUCAUAUGGAUCUGGUCAAAAGUAGUGCACUAUAUAGGGAAUACGGGGCCAUUUGGGACGGAACCUUCUGACCACGCACCACUUUCUAGCACUUAUAGUCAUUUACAAGUUAUGUGUGGUGACUAAUCCUUCAAAUAGUAACUUACAUACAUGUAGUUACUUAUCCUAUGGUAACUAAUCAUUUAAAUAGUAACUUAUACACGUGGUUACUUAUCCUAUGGUAACUUUUAGAAACAUUUACUACGUACACACGGCCUUCGAAUCAGCCGCCAUGAGUCAAACGCACAAAUACAAAGUCCUGCUGGACCCGAACCUUCAUUUCUGAAGCCAUGUUAUCACAGAGAAGAACACGUGUGAGUAGGACUACUCUUAUCCUAGAUCAACUCAUUCUAUCUGUAAAGUAGUAGAGUUUCAGCCAAGUGUUCUGGAACCGACCAGAUAAAUGAAGAUUUAAUAUAUAGGUUCCUUCAUUAAUAUGGUUGAAAAAUUCUGGGAACUUUUCAAAAUUCUCAGUUUAUCCAGGAAUGUUCCUGUAAUCAUUAGGGGGAAAAGCAGGGCAUCCUGAAUCCCCAACAAUGACCUGUUGGAAAACCUGGCAUUUUGGGGAAGUUAGGGCAAUUUUGGAUCCUUGUAAUAGAUUACUUGGCAGGAUAUCCCCCUCAUAUAGACUAACCAACUGCCACCCAGAACGGCACCCGGUAGAACCUAUAGGUAGAAACUGCCACCCAGAACGGCACCCUGUAGAACCUAUAGGUAGAAACAACAUACUACAACAUAGUGAAUACACAAGUAGCGAACAACGUUUUGAAUAUGUUAACAGUUAACUUAAAGGGGAAGUUCACUAUUUUACAACUUUGUCAGAUGGUUUCUCAUCCUGAAAGUAGUCUAUGGGCCAGAAGAAACGUAUCAAUGCUUCAGGGCUUUUUAAACAACCGCUACAAACGUCAGCCAACUUUAGCCACCGCUAGCUCCUAAAAUACUGAACUUCCCCUUUAAAGGAGUUGCUGAGAGAAAAGAGAACUGAAUGUAGGAGUGUUUCCUGCCGUAUGCCAUGUUUGCGAGUGGACACCAAAGACUGAAAGAACGGGGGAUGGGUGAAUUUGAUGUGAUGAAAAUGAGGAAAAGCUAGAGAAGAGGAUUGAUCUGUAUUGAAAGAGAAACUUCUUCCUGUAUUACUUUGUGAGUUGUAAAUAAAUAGUGGCUAAUGGGCAGCGCCUCGCAGAAGCAGGGUCUUCUCUUGGGACUGCUGCCCCCACGUGCUGGAGAGAAAUGAUCCAUUA
Molecule: messenger RNA, 5626 nt
Organism: Oncorhynchus mykiss (rainbow trout)
Lineage: Eukaryota; Metazoa; Chordata; Actinopteri; Salmoniformes; Salmonidae
Source: RefSeq, a predicted model, not a curated record